Molecule: messenger RNA, 1539 nt
Organism: Plasmodium cynomolgi strain B
Lineage: Eukaryota; Apicomplexa; Aconoidasida; Haemosporida; Plasmodiidae
Product: aspartyl aminopeptidase
Exons: 2
Coding region: 1-1539 (512 amino acids)
Biological process (GO): proteolysis
Molecular function (GO): aminopeptidase activity; zinc ion binding
Source: RefSeq, a predicted model, not a curated record
AUGGAAAAGAAGGCGCGCGAGUACGCUCAAGGAGCGGUGAAGUUCAUACAAAAGAGCGGGAGCAAUUUCCUUGCAUGUAAAAACCUGCGAGAGAAAUUAGAAGAAAAAGGAUUCAAGAGAAUACAAGAAGGAGAAAAAUGGAACCUACGAAAAAACGAAGGAUAUGUAUUCAGUAAGCAGAACAGAAAUAUAUGCGGAUUCUUUAUUGGGAAGGACUUUAACAUAGAGAAGGGUUCUAUCCUUAUUUCAAUUGGUCAUAUAGACUCCUGCUGUUUGAAAAUAUCUCCAAAUAAUAACACCGUUAAGAGUAAGUUGAACCAAUUAAACGUAGAAUGCUACGGGUCAGGGUUGUGGCACACAUGGUUCGAUCGUAGCUUAGGCUUGUCUGGUCAGGUAGUCUACAAGAGAGAUGGCAAGCUUGUGGAGAAACUAAUCCAAAUUAACAGAUCCGUGUUGUUCCUUCCUAGUCUUGCUAUUCACUUGCAAAACAGGACGAGGUUUGAAUUUUCAGUAAAAAUUAAUUAUGAGAAUCAUUUGAAGCCUAUCCUAUCCACUGUUUUGUAUGAUCAGCUGAUGAAAGGGAAAGGGAAGGAGAAAGGGGAGAGGGGCACAGAUACAAAUGCCCUUACGGAAGACGCUGCGCAUGUGGGGAAAACACAGGAUAAGCGCCUGGACGGAGAUGACUCCUCCCCUAGCUGCCACUCCCAUCAGGAAAAUCCCAACUCAUCCCCACUCCUCUACACACUAGCAAAAGAGUUGCAGUGCCAAGAAAAUGACAUCCUUGAUUUCGAACUGUGCUUAAUGGAUGUACAUGAGCCUUGCUUCACUGGGGCCUACGAAGAGUUCAUCGAAGGGGCGAGAUUUGAUAAUCUGUUAGGUUCUUAUUGCGUCUUUGAGGCGUUCGCGGAGAUGACAAACACACUAAAGGGGGGAGCGCCAGCAGCACCGCUCUCCUCCUCUGUCCCCCCCGAGGCACACGCAAACCUGUACAUCUGCAUCGGUUACGACCACGAAGAAAUAGGUUCCCUGAGCGAAGUAGCAGAGAGUACACCCUCAUCCACUUCUGCUCCUCCCAUCGAUGAGUUGUAUGGAAGUCUCAUGAACAGGUCUCUCCUGCUCAACGUCGACAUGGCACACUGUAGUCACCCCAACUACCCAGAAACGGUACAGACAGACCAUCAGUUAUUCUUCCACGAAGGAAUUGCUAUCAAAUACAACACGAAUAAAAAUUACGUCACUUCGCCCUACUACACAUGCUUACUUAAGAGGACCUUCGAGCUAUUUGCUUCCAAUUUUAAGGAGAAAAUAAAAUAUCAAAAUUUUAUGGUGAAGAAUGAUACCCCUUGUGGUAGUACUGUGGGUUCUAUGGUUGCAUCGAACCUUUCCAUGCCAGGUAUUGACAUUGGCAUUCCACAGCUAGCCAUGCAUUCGAUAAGGGAGAUAGCCGCUGUGCGGGACGUCUACUACUUGGUCAAGGGGAUCUUGGCCUUCUACACCUACUACAGUCACGUGCACGCCUCCUGCGUGCCCGAUGGGUAG